AUGGCCACCUCUUCACCUGUCCCACCACCACAGCCAGCAACGAACAAGUCCCAGAUGAACCCGCUUCCACCAUCUGUUUUUACUCUGCCUCAAACCGCCCAACUGGAGGCCCUCUACACUAUCAUUCGCUCAAAGGAAACCAGUCGUGGGGACUUUCUAUUUUAUUCAGAUCGCAUCAUCCGCCUACUCGUGGAGGAAGGUUUGAACCAUCUGCCUGUGGUCAAGAAGGUCGUCGAAACUCCGACUGGAGCAACUUACGAGGGAGUAGGCUUCGAGGGAAAGAUUUGCGGCGUGUCGAUACUGCGAGCGGGUGAGGCUAUGGAAGCCGGACUGAGAGAAGUCUGUCGCAGUGUCCGCAUUGGCAAGAUCUUGAUCCAACGGGACGAAGAAACUGCUCUCCCCAAGCUCUUUUAUUCCAAAUUCCCUCAAGACAUUGCCUCACGUUAUGUGCUCCUUCUCGAUCCCAUGUUAGGCAAGGGGCGAGUUCCAACUGGUGGCUCAGCGAUCAAGGCCAUUGAAGUCCUCAUGGAAAACGGUGUUCCCGAAGAACGUAUCAUCUUCAUCAACCUGAUUUCUGCACCGGAAGGGUUGCGCAACUUCUGCGGCAAGUACCCUCUUGUCAAAGUCAUUACGGGCUGGAUCGAUCAAGGUCUAAACGAGAAGGCCUAUAUUAUCCCCGGACUGGGUGACUUCGGCGAAAGGAGGUAG
Messenger RNA from Mycena indigotica, 708 nucleotides. RefSeq names its product Uracil phosphoribosyltransferase. The record is from RefSeq and is a predicted model, not a curated record. Lineage: Eukaryota; Fungi; Basidiomycota; Agaricomycetes; Agaricales; Mycenaceae. The coding region runs from base 1 to 708 and encodes 235 amino acids. The transcript has 8 exons.